UUAACGAGGCUCUGUUUGUCUAUUGGGGGUGGGUGGGUCGGUGUGUGUGCGUGUGUAUGUUUGUGUGGGUGUGUGCAUUCCCAAGAUCAUCAUCACUUAAAGUAAAUGUUAAUUUAAGCGUUUGGUUCUCAGAUCCAUUAACGAAUCGCCUGUCAGUUGUCUCGUUAACUCGUUCGGUUCAUCCAUAACUUACUUGCCGGCUUUCUGUGCCGUCCUGAGCGGUGACGUCUCCGGGUCCACGUCUCAGACCUGGUCUCACCUCCAUGCUCCUCCCGGGUCCAGGAGGGAACCUCCUCAUGCUCCUCACUCCGCGUCUCCCCCCACGAAGAGGGUCGCGCUGAACCUAACGGGACGUUUCACCCUCUCAUCCUCAUCCUCUCAUCGUUUUAUUAUCGCCACGUUGCGCUCUGAGUCGUGAGGUUUUAUUAACGUCAGCGUCGCGUCGCGGUGAAGCCCACUGGAGUCUGACAAUCAGGAGGUCCAUGGACCAGAACCUGCAGGAGCUCAGAGGAGGCCAUGGAGAGAGUCCACCACACCUGCACCCUGCACCUCCUCCUCCUCACCGUCUUCCCCCUCUGCUGCCAGGCCAGCUGGAUGUGGCUCGGGCUCAGCUCGGCGGGUGUUGCCGAGCAGCGGGGCUGCUCCGACCUGCCGUUUUCCCGCGAGCAGAAGGAGCUGUGCCGAAAGCGACCGUUCAUCCUUCCCGCCGUGCAGGCCGGCGCGCGCCUCGGCCUCGCCGAGUGCCAGUCGCAGUUCAAGCACGAGCGCUGGAACUGCACGAUCUCUAAAGACUUCUCUGUGUUCGGUUACGAGCUAACGAGCGGCACCAAGGAGUCCGCCUUCAUCCACGCAGUGAUGGCCGCGGGGCUGGUCCACGCCAUCACGCGUGCCUGUAGCCAGGGCGCCAUCGCCGAGUGUGGCUGCGACGCCAGCCUGCAGGGCCCGGGUUCUCCACAAGGGAACCUGCAAGGCCCGGGUUCCUCUGCUGGUCUGCAGGACCCGGGUUCUCCACCGGGGAACCUGCAGGGCCUGGGUUCUCCGUCACGGAACCUGAAGGGCCGGGGUUCCACCACUGGGAACCUGCCGUCUCUGGGUUCCACCAUGGGAAACCUGCAGUCCCUGGGUUCCACCGCGGGGAGCCUGCCGUCCCUGGGUUCCACCAUGGGGAACCUGCAGUCUCUGGGUUCUACCGCUGGGAACCUGCCCUCUCUGGGUUCCCCCCUGGAGGGCUGGCACUGGGGCGGCUGCUCGGACCACACCCGCUUCGCCACCUGGUUCAGCCGCCAGUUCCUCGACGGCCCCCCGGGAAACACCUCGUUGCCACGGGCAACGAGCCCCGCCCUGCUGGCUGUAAACCAACACAACACCGACGCCGGACGGCAGGCCGUCGAAAGAACCAUGGUGACGGACUGCCGUUGCCACGGCGUGUCCGGUUCCUGCGCUGUGAAGACCUGCUGGCGGUCCCUGGCCCCGUUCGAGCGUGUGGGGGCGGUUCUGAAGGAACGCUUCGAGAACAGCGUGGAGGUCCUGCAGCGCUUUGCCCGGCAGAAGGUCCGCCGCAAGGACAAGGUGAGCCGCCGCGUGCCGCUGGAGCGCGACCGCCUCCUCUACCUCGACAAGUCGCCCAACUACUGCCUGGAGGACCCGGGGCGCGGCAGCCUUGGCACCCGGGGCCGGACCUGCAGCCGGACCUCCCGCGGGGCGGACGGCUGCGGCCUGCUGUGCUGCGGGCGCGGCUACAACACCAGGGUGGUGCGGCACGUCACGCGCUGCGCCUGCAAGUUCGUGUGGUGCUGCUACGUGCGCUGCCGUCGCUGCGAGAGCGUGACGGACAUACACACCUGUAAAUGACUGACAUCCACACCUGUAAAUGAGCACCUGUAAAUGACCGACAUACACACCUGUAAACAACUACCUGUAAAUGACCGACAUACACACCUGUAAACAACUACCUGUAAAUGACCGACAUACAAACCUGUAAACAACCACCUGUAAAUGGCCGAUCGAAACACCUGUAAAUGACCGACAUGCACACCUGUAAAUUACUCAUGCACGCACCUGGAAAACGACCGACACACACACCUGUAGAUAACCUAAUACACUCCUUUAGAUAACCUCACACACACACCCCUGUAAAUAAAGGGACCCUUCGCUGCCUCUCUCCUCUCAGCCCUCUAACUCAUUUCAAACAAGGUCAGCAAAACAAAGACACGUUUUGCAAAGGAUUUUAAGACCGAGGCUUGAAAGCUACCUUUCCCACCUGUCGUUAGACAGGUAUCAAGCCUCUGGAGCGAUAAAUAACGGAUCAUGGUCUUUAUUGGAGAGAGUGGGAGACGAUAUGCACAAGCCGAAAAACAAUGCAUUAGCAGCGACCGGCCAUGUGUGACGCCGGGGUUAGGACGUAUGUUAUGGGAUUCACAACCGGGAAGAUGAAUGUGUGAACCCAUGACUCAUGGACUCACAGGGACAGAGUAAGAGGACUUUGCGAGCUAACCGUGUGUGACAGGAAGUGACUAAGUGAAAGGCCUGUGCUUCCCUAGGAUGUCCUGGUCUGUGUUUAGGAAUGUUGUGGCAAUUUUAUAAAUUGUAUAUUUUUUCACUUUUCCCUUUCCAUGUUCAGGGUCAGUCGUUUUAAAAUCCGCCUUGAUGUGCAGUUAUUAAAAUCUAUUUAAUUGAUGGUAUCCUUUAUCAAAAUUGUAAAAACAACAACAAAAACAUGUAUUCAGUGAUCCCGUGGUUUAAAGGUU
Molecule: messenger RNA, 2747 nt
Organism: Gadus macrocephalus (Pacific cod)
Lineage: Eukaryota; Metazoa; Chordata; Actinopteri; Gadiformes; Gadidae
Gene: wnt16
Product: wingless-type MMTV integration site family, member 16
Exons: 5
Coding region: 517-1851 (444 amino acids)
Biological process (GO): neuron differentiation; canonical Wnt signaling pathway; cell fate commitment
Cellular component (GO): extracellular region
Molecular function (GO): frizzled binding; cytokine activity
Source: RefSeq, a predicted model, not a curated record